AUGCUGUUAUUAUUUCCAACUUCUGUUCUCCUGCUGCUCAGCAACGGGGAGCGGAUAUGCCCAGUGAGUUGCCGCUGCGAGGGCAAAAUUGUUUACUGUGAGUCUGGCGCCUUUCAAGACGUCCCAGAGAACAUCUCCCUGGGGUGCCAAGGUCUAUCCCUGCGGUACAACAGCCUCCUGGUGUUGCUACCCUAUCAAUUUGCUCACCUCAACCAGCUGGUGUGGCUCUACCUGGACCACAAUUCCAUCAGUGUAGUGGAAAGACUGGCCUUCCAGGGGCUUCGUCGGCUAAAGGAACUAAUUUUGAGCUCUAACAAGAUCAUGCAGUUGCAAAACAACACCUUUGAGACUGUUCCAAACUUGCGAAACCUCGACCUGUCCUACAAUCAGUUGCAGGACUUGAGGCCGGGGCAUUUUCACGGGCUUCGCAAGCUUCAGAACCUUCACCUCCGAUCCAACAAUAUCAAAAGCAUUCCUGUCCGUACCUUUAUGGAAUGUAGAAGCCUCGAGUUUCUAGAUUUGGGUUACAAUCGUCUACGGACCAUAACUCGUACGACCUUCCUGGGACUGCUCAGGCUGACAGAAUUGCACCUGGAACACAAUCAAUUUUCCCGGAUUAACUUUUUCCUUUUUCCACGCCUCUUAAAUCUCCAAGCUCUUUAUCUGCAAUGGAAUCGCAUACGUUCAAUUGUCCAGGGAUCACCUUGGACUUGGCACACCUUGCAGAAAUUGGAUCUAUCAGGCAAUGAGAUUCAAGUUUUGGAUCCUGCCAUUUUUAGGUGCUUGCCCAACUUGCACACUCUCAAUUUGGAAUCUAACAAGAUCAGCAAUGUGUCCCAGGAAGUGGUUUCAUCAUGGAUCUCCAUUAGCACAAUCAACCUGGCAGGAAAUGUAUGGGACUGCAGCUCAAGUAUCUGCCCUCUGGUGUCUUGGCUGAGAAACUUCAGGGGUACAAGAGAUGCCAGCAUUAUAUGCAGCACUCCUAAAUCCCUUCAGGGAGAAAGAGUCAUGGACACCAUCAAGAAUAACUCAGUAUGCGAGGAGAUCCAAGUACAAAGACUCACUCCGAAGAUUUUAUUCCCCGUUCAGUCCGACAAAGAAUUACUCCCACCCAUUCCAACACCUAGCAGCUUACCGUUCACUCCAGAACCAGAGUUCGAGCACAUGACCUUCCACAAAAUCAUCGCCGGCAGCGUUGCACUAUUCCUCUCGGUGUCAUUGAUCCUGUUGGUGAUUUACGUGUCGUGGCGUCGCUACCCCAACAGCAUGAGGCAACUCCAACAGCACUCCAUCCGACGCAAAUGCAGGAAAAAGACUCAAGAGCCCGAGCACAACAUCAACUCCCAACUUCAAGAGUAUUAUCUGAGCUACAACCAUGCCAAUGCAGAGACCAUGGACUCUUUAGUUAACGGGGCGUGCACCUGCACCAUCUCGGGCUCCAGAGAGUGCGAGGUAUGACCUACCGCUAACAAAACGCAUUCUCUGCACCGGGGAGUCAGAGAAUGCAUACACAUUCCCCCGACCGCUACCAGGGGCCUGGCUGGGAGACAUACCUACAAUUCACUGAGGACCGGCUUAAAUAAAGUCCUUCCCGGAUUUUGGUUUAAGCACUGAGAAUUUUCCAACACAAAAGGACGGAAUUAGGUUGGCGGCGCAAACACUCUCGGACUGAAACCCUUCAUUUCUAACUCUCAAAAGUGGAGCAUGUGGAUAUGCCAAUGACACCCUGUCCUCGAACUGAAUCAGUUUGGUAGUCAGUCACUUCAACAAACAAUGAUCGUCCCCUGCAAUGGGGAGCUGAGCAGGGCUGCCAGACACAAAUGGCAAAUCCAUCAGUAAUGAACCAGCGAAACGUUUCUCGAAGCUGCCAUUGUCGCUGUACGAUAGCUACUACCUUCUCUCCCCAUGCAAUCUACGCCUACCAUUCUCUCCUGUUCAUCUCUUUUGUGUUGCAUAGUGAUGUGAUAACUAUUCAUGUUGAAGCAUUGGAAAUGUCUCUCGUGAUCAGUGGACGGUAAUUGCUCAGUUGAGCUCAACCCACAGGGAUGUUUCCUGGAGGACUGCACAACAAUAUAAGUUAUUUUUGAUGGCUGGGGAAAAAUAAUGCUGAGACUGUAACCUCCCCAUGUGAUUUGAUUUCUGUCCUGACUGAUGUCGGACAAACCACUGGAGAUCUGAAUUGUUGAUAUAAUGUGUUUCUUGUGGAUGUGCUUUUUUGUUUGUUUUCUGUUUUACAAUGGACACUUUCCCUGGAUUUUUUAGGAGUCGUUUCUCUUUGUUCGGGAAGAAAAGUUUGCAGGGUUGACUGUUUUUGAACAAGCACCUGCUAUCAUUAUGUGAUGAUACAAAGAUGUGGAGGAUGGCGGAGACAGAUUGCAAGACUUUAAAAACAAUGAGAUACAUUGAUGUUGUUUGGAACCCUUGCAUCAGGAUGCCAUUUUUACAUCCAACAUUUAGUCACUGCUCAAGCAAACACGCACAAAGCAACUGGACAUUUUCUUCUUCUUCUUCUUCUUCUUCUUCUUCUUCUUCUUUCGGCUGCUCCCGAUGGGGAUUGCCACAGCGGACCAUCCCUGAUCCGCAUAUUUGACUUGGCACAGGUUUUACACCAGAUGCCCUUCCUCAACUGGACAUUUUCUACUAUCAUAAAAUUGUGCUGCAAACUUGGCAUGACAUUCUCUACCAGACAAAACUUUGGACACACCGACUCAUUCUGUUUAUUGAUAUUUUUUGCACUUUAGAAAAGUCACCAAAACUAUGAAUAAAACACAAACUGAAAUAUAGGAAUUGUGCACUUAAAGGGAUAGUUCACCCAAAAAUGAAAAUUAUCUCAUGAUUUACUCAUCCUCCUGACAUCCCAGAUAACUUUCUUUCUUCUGCAGAACACAAAUUAUGAUUUUUAGAAGAAUAUUUCAGCUCUGUGGGUCCUCACAAUUCCAGUGAAUGGGUGCCAAAAUGUUAAAGCUCCAAAAUCCAAAUAAAGGGAGCAUAAAAGUAAUUCAUACAACUCCAGUGGUUAAAUCAAUGUUCAGACACGAUAUGAUAAGUGUGAGUAAGAAACAGAUCAAUAUCUGAAUCAUUUUUUGUCAUAAAUUCUCCUCCUUACCCAUUAGGGGGCAAUAUGCAUGAAGAAUGUGAAUCACCAAAAACAGAAGAAGGAUAACGUGAAAGUGAAGUGGAGAUUGACUGAGCUAGGAGGAAAAUUUGUAGUAAAAAAAAAAAAAAAAGACUUAAAUAUUGAUCUGUUUCCCACCCACGUGUAUUAUAUCGCUUCUGAAGACAUUGAUUUAACCACUGGAGCUGUAUGGAUUACUUUUAUGUUGCCCUUAUGUGGAUUGGCAUGUGACUUUCAGAUGUAAAACUGAAAGUGAAAGUGAAGAUUUAGAGGGGGAAAAAAAGGACUUAAAUAUUGAAUUUAAUUAGUGUUUUAUGCAGAUAUACAAUUAGAUUAUAAAAUAUAAAUAUAAACACAUCCAGAUAAAGAAAUAACUGCAGUAAUAUAAUUGAAGCAACUAUCUAUAAAAUUUGGAUAUCCUGCCAUAUAAAUAAUGCCAAAUGGCAAAACCGUACCAUAGACUAGAGGCUUAAGAUCAUGAGAAACAAAUUCAGUCAUGUGUGUCCAAACUUUUUACUUGUAGUGCAAAACAAGUUUUUUCAAAAUCUUUUUAAAUGUCACAUCAGUAUUUUCUUUGACGCAUUUUAAACAGAAAAAAAGCCACAGGUAACAAGAGUGUUUUUGCAUGAAAAAUCAAACCAGUGUAUCAAUGUAGCUAAAAAUGGGAGAAUGGAUGAAUGAAUGAGAGGAAAUGGAACAGAAAGCCAUUGAAAGGAUUAUGUCAAAAUAAACACCCACCACCAUCUGUCCAAGAAGCUCCUCUUGAUUGUUGUGUAAUCGUUAUAAUUACAUUCAUCAUAACUGGUGAACAUAUAUGCAGCUGUGUCUUCAGCCAGCAACAAGCAGAAUUACAAUUAAACCUGCCAAAGCAAAAUACAUGGUUUUGAUACAUUCCUAAAUAUUAAUUUAUGGUUAAAAAGAGACAUUAUUUUGAGUUGGAGGUAUACAAACUGGUUGCAACAUUUCUAGGUUGUUCUGGGUGGUUGCCAGGGCAUUGCUAUGUGGCUGCUUAAUGUCCCAAGUCAAAAGAGUCCACCCCCAAGUCUUUUAAUAUGGUUUGGGUCCUUCCUUCAAUGCAAGUCUAUGGGCUUUUUUCUCCACCCUUUUUAUCAUCCACCAUAUGAACAAUCGUAAGUCUGAUUGCUUAGAAAAGUAAUAGCACAUCUCUCCUCAAUAAGCCACAUGAUUUGAGGUAUCAUUCUUGUCUGCAGUACAAACAGUGCAGGGCAGUGCAAGUUAAUUUGUACUGAUUCCUUAGUCAGCAUCACUAUUGAUAAGAUAUAUAGAAAACUAUUUAGUUAAAUCCAAAUCUUGUGUCUUUUAGUGAGAAAUGACCACCCUUAAAGUCUUAUCAGAUUCUUUUAGCGAGAAAUGCAUCUGCCAAGAAUGCACAAUUCAUCAAUGUCACUGGUCAGACUGUGGGGGUUUGUGCCUGGUGGCUUGUGCAGUUUAGUUUCUAACAUGUCCCAUCCUUUUGAAGAACAUCGAGAAUAAUUCACAGAGCUCAGAUUACCAGAAGAGCUUUCCACUGAAAUUCAUUGAUUCUUCAGAAAUCCUUAACUCAAAGGCAUAAUAAAAAGAUCUAAAUGAUCUUCACAGAUGCUAAAUCAUGCCAUUUGGCCAGAAAAAUAAGAUGGAAAGUCUUCAUACCAGUAAAUUCCAAGAGGUCAAGGUUUGGCUGGUUAGCCUAGCAACUGCCAUUGAGAUGAAAGGGAAUGCUAACGCUUAGCUUUCUCCAGGUAUUAUUGAUCUCAUUACUAAUCUUCCUUUGAAAGCAUUUGUCUCCCAUUUGUUCUGAUUAAAUGAUCUUUACUGUUUAUCACUCAAUACAAAUUGACUGCAGCUCCCGAGUCUACUUCUCAGAAUUUACAAUGACCUUCGGUUUCUAAAGCAAAACAAGGCAGUAAUGACGAGAAUGCAGAUGAUGUAAAGCUUUUCCAAAUGGCCUCUAUUAGUUGAAGAUGUUCAAGGUUUUCUAUUAGUAUCAAUAUGACUGCAUUAAAGCAAGCUGAAAGUGGACCCAAACACAUCCUUCGUAUCAUAGGUAAUAAAAAAAAUACAGUGGGGUUCAAAAGUCUAAGACCACAUAAAAAAUCUGGGAUUUUUCCUGUUUAAUUCUAAAGAUAAGUCUUAUGAUUUAGAAACAUUUUUCACAAAAAAAAAAAAAAAAAAAAAGAAGAAAAAAAAGAAGAUUUAUGAUUUUGCACCAGGUAGGUCAGUAAUCAAAUGUAAGCAAAUUUGUUAGAAUGACCAUGUUAACUCUUUGUGCAAUUGUAACUAUUUGUGCAAAUGUCUAAAAACUUUUUAAAAUCCACUUUUCACUAAAAAUUGUAUGUAAGAAAUUUGUUAUGAAAAGAAAACUGAAUUAAAUAAGGAAGCAUUUUCAUUAGUGGUUUCAGACUUCAAGACCCCAUUCUAAGUCUGACAAGUAAACCUUUUCUAUGUUGUGUUACAGUGUUGAUAUAUAUGCACAGUAACAUCAGGAGACAGUUUGUUGCUAAGGUUGCUUUGAGGUUAACUGCACUGACAAUCUGUGUUUGUGAGUGUUUGAAGAAAUGCUGCUUCUCCUUAUACUUUAAUACCAGAUACACACUGUGUGCAUGAGUGCAAAGAAAACAGAAUAAUCCCUGUAUUUGCACUCUUCACCCAAGUUAUGCAUGUAACACUUAGAAAACAUUUAAGAGAAUCAAAUAGUCAGGUGUGAGAAUCACAAUGGCAGGAGAGAUAUCUGAGAGCUAGUUAAACAAAUGUUCCAGAUGCAAUACAAGUUAAGCUCUAUGAAUUAUGGAUUACCAUAGACAACAGUUUUGACCAGUCCCUCAGUUUGUAAAAACAAAUUGAAAUUGCAUUUACAGCAAUGCACUUACAAUAGAAGUCUAUGAGGCAAGUGUACAGGAGGGUUAAAAAGCAGAAAUGUUGGGGGCCUGGGUAGCUCAGCGAGUAUUGACCCUGACUACCACCUCUAGAGUCGCGAGUUCGAAUCCAGGGUGUGCUGAGUGAAUCCAGCCAGGUCUCCUAAGCAACCAAAUUGGCCCGGUUGCUAGGGAGGGUAGAGUCACAUGGGGUAACCUCCUCGUGGUCGCAAUUAGUGGUUCUCGCUCUCAAUGGGGCGCGUGGUAAGUUGUGCAUGGAUCGCGGAGAGUAGCAUGAGGCUCCACAUUCUGUGAGCAAAAAUGUAAAGCUUGUAUUUUUGUUUAAAAUGCUUAUAUUCAUUAUUUUGCACAAAAUGUGUUAUGUGAGCUUUAAAGGGUGUUUUCUAACUUUCUGGUAUCUUUGCACAUAUUGUGCACAAGUUACAAGGUUUACAGCCUUGACAUGGUCAUGACAAGAGUUAAAAGUAUUGGAUAUAACUUUGCACAGACAAAGGCAGUAGUAGUAAAUAUUGAUUCUAUCACAUUCAUGGUUCAAGUCUUGUGGCUAUACUUUCAAAACGAUGUAAUUUACCAUUCUCUGUAUAAUGCCUUGCCCCCAUAUUCUUCCAUUGUAAGUGCAUUACCAUAAACACAUUUACAGUUUUUACAAAUUGAGGGAUGAAUCCAAAUGAUCCGUGAUAAUCAACAGCAUGUCAUAGAUGCUGCCCGUUAAGCUGAACUUGUUUUGAAUUCUGAACAUUCCUUUAAAAAGGAUUAUUUGUAUGAUAUCUCAUUGACCACACUGUGACAAAAUCUAUUUUUUGCAUACAUGUUGAGCAUUCUUUGUUCAUAUUCAACACUAGACUCUGCCUUGCAGUGUUCAUUCCAUGCAAGCAUAAGCAAAAGAACAUGUCCAUGUGUACAGACUUCUCUUUUACCUCUGAUCCAGGAGUUGAUAUGUUGAUAUUUGUAUUUUUAACUGUAUCCUAAGUAUGUAUGUCGCUCCCUUUGUUUAGAAAAAUAAAUGAAAUACU
Molecule: messenger RNA, 7001 nt
Organism: Myxocyprinus asiaticus (Chinese sucker)
Lineage: Eukaryota; Metazoa; Chordata; Actinopteri; Cypriniformes; Catostomidae
Product: leucine-rich repeat transmembrane neuronal protein 4-like
Exons: 4
Coding region: 1-1458 (485 amino acids)
Molecular function (GO): protein binding
Source: RefSeq, a predicted model, not a curated record